Molecule: messenger RNA, 1503 nt
Organism: Symbiodinium natans
Lineage: Eukaryota; Dinophyceae; Suessiales; Symbiodiniaceae
Source: the annotation of a GenBank genome assembly
AUGAGCCACGCCGAGAAGCUGGAGGAGCUGAAUCGCAGGAGGAUAGCGGAAGGGAAGCGCCCGCCCCCGAGACAAGGCAUAAGCAAGCGCGUCGGCCUGACAAGCGCCAGAGGCGGCAGGCCCAAGCAGAGGCCUCUGCAACACCUAAGUACAAGCCUCCUCCGGAAAGAGGUUGGGCGGCCCAUGAGUCCUGGGACAUGGGGGCGCGCAGCUUUAGUUCCUACUGGGACUGGGGGUCGCAUCAGGCCGUACACCAAAGAGGCAGCAGGGACAAAGACGCCUCCGCUGCCAGGAUUGGAGCAGGGUACCACGGCUGCGCCCUCCCAAGGAGAGGUUCUGACCCACUCACCCUCCUCGGAGGUCCAAGGGGAAGACAAACCGCCGGGUUCGUCUGUACAACAAGCGCGCGCCGAUGAUUCCCAACAACCACCCUCCUCGGAGGUCAAAAAGGAGGUCAAAAAGGAGGCACCAAAGGCCAGUUUCCAAAACAACCAGGCUGCUCCGGAAGAGGAAGAAGAGGAGGUGAAGGUAGAGACUUCCCCAACAGACAGCAAGGAAAUCGUAGAGAUGGAACCAACCAGCGAGGAAGAGAAAGGAGGUAGUCCUAAACCCUCCUAUUCGUACGAAUCGUCUUCCUCGGACACGGAACUGAGGAGGUCCCACGAUGUACCGAACACUUCCUGGAAAGCCAUCCUCGGAGACGAGGUUCUGGAGAUCAACUGCGAGCGUAAAGCAAGAAGCAAAACAGGCGCAACUGGAUGGCGCAAUGCUCCGACCACUUCUGGUGCCCUCAGCACCCAGAGGUUCAGUCCAAGUAUCUGGGGCAUGGAGGGACCAGGAUGGUCAUCUCCGCGCCACAUUCACCAGAUCUUAUCUGCGAAUUCCUCACCAGGGGCCUCCCACCAUGGCCACGGGAGGGAAGUUGAGCUUAGCUCUUUCUACCAAGGGAUUUUCCCGAGCCACAGCCGCAAUGUGGGGAGAGGCCUAGUCAAAAUCGCCGGCUGGGGCGAAGUGCACGUGAGCAUCACGGAGUUUGAAAGGCUCCUACCCCCACCCUCCAUCCCUACAGAGGAGGAGGUUCUACACAUGGCUUGGAUUCUGGGUACGGCGGCUCUGUACGGAUUCACAGUGCGGGCUGCCAACCCCAAGAAUUGGGGACUAAGACCGUGCAAAUCCCCCUCGGAUGCGCCCGAGUUUGUCAUGUGUGACGUGGCAGGUUGGGAACCCUCAGACCGAGGUUGGACCCCGGACCGCGCGUGCCCGCAAAGGAUCCGGGUCUAUGGACAGCUCAGCGCAACAGCCAAAGGCCGCAAAGUCAUAGCUGCCAUGAUGCGGCAGGAAUGCUUGAGCUUUACCCCAGUCGGGGAGCCAGCGGUAGCUGCGCAGCUCAAGGGAACGCUCCAACCCUCCGACUGGAGGUUGCUCACCCUCCCCAGGGUAGAUGGGGUGCGCGUCCUAAAGGAGGAAGGGACCGCGAAUGCCAACGAUCAAGGGGCCAAUUAG